UGUUACGUCAGAAAAUGGCUGCCAAUAUUUUCUAAAACAAACUUUGAAACUAUUUUCAUUUAUUUUACACGUUAUAUUAGCUAUUCACGCCUAUGGAAUAUUUCCAAAUAAUAGAAAUUAUUUCCAGGUUCAUAAUGACUAUAAGUUCUAUGGAUUUAAGAGAGGAAUUUUGUGUGAUUUUCAGGAAAUGGUACGGUGAAAAUAAAUAAUAUCAGGAAAACAAGUUCAAACAAUUGAACCUCAGUCAAAACAAAUUCAUAUAGAUCUAAAUAACAAAAUUUUAAAUAUUCAGAUCGGUAUUUAUCUGCUCGCUUGAGGCAUUCUGGAACACUUGAGGUGAAAACAGAUAUGUUUUAGAACCGAUCUCAAUGACAAUUAAUAAUACUCGACUGUCAGUGUGAGUAUUGGGAUAAUUACAAAUAUGUGGCUGACUGUCAUCUUCAUAUACAGCAUACUGAAUGCACAAAUAGAUCCGGUAAGAACAGAACAAGGAACUACUGUUGGAGUACCAGAUACAGGUGUAACAUGUUCAGACCCAGGGGAGAUUAAAGGUGGAUGGAGACGAGUGACAGUCUCUAUCAAAACACCAUUUUUACCUGGAACACAAAUUCAUUAUUCCUGUUAUAAGGACAUGGCUCUAUUAGGCUCAAGCAAAAUGGUAUGCAAUCAUCUUGGAUUCUGGGACCCUCCUGAAAAGCCUACCUGUACUUAUGUAGAAAGCUGUCCCCACCCAGUCAACUACCCAAACAGUGAGUUUGAAUUCAUUAAUGCACCAGAAAGAGAAAAGCAGAAAGUUCUCUACACAUGUAAAGCAGGCUACCAUAGAAAGGGAAGAGUUAAUGAUGAAAAAUAUACUCUGAUGGAAUGCCAGAAUGGAGAAUGGGUGGGUGGCCCACCAAACUGUGUGCCUGUGAUGUGUGUCCCACCUGGUGAUAAGGUGCCACCACAUGGUAACUGGUACAUGGCAGAUGAUGGUUAUUACAAACCAGGUUCAAAGAUUGAGUUUGAAUGUAUGCAGGGCUUUACCAUGGUGGGCUCCAGGAUAGUGGAGUGUCUCAACUCAGGCUCAUGGUCAGAUAUUCCUCCUAGAUGUAUACCUGAUGACCGUAUCUUGUGUUACAACCCUGGUGUGCCAGACAAUGGUUACCAUUUAUGUAAAUCUGAUGAAUGCAGUCCAUCUGUCCGCAGCAACAUGUACUAUGUGGGUGCCCAGUUGGCCUUCUACUGCAAUGAGAAUUUUGAGCCUGUAGGAGGCAAAGCCAUUAUAACAUGUGGGAAGACUGGAAAAUGGGAUGGUAUAUAUCCACAGUGUAGACAAGUUGCCAGUACUAGUCCUGUCCCUGUUGUGACUGUUGACCACUCCCCUAGCACAAUGACAAUAGUGAUAGCAAUAUCAUGUAGUAUCCUCGGAAUUCUCCUACUCAUCACGAUUCUAGUCGCAUUCCAGCGCAAGAAGAUCCCCUUUCGAUGUUACAAUCAAACCACACGGCCACCUGGUGGUCCACCACCAUACUCUCCCACCUCUAACAAUCAAGAAGUUCAAAACAUCCACAGAGACUCCAUUGAAGAGCAUGAUCAAGUAGCACUUAUAGCGUGCACUGAUGGUGGGGUACACAUGCAUGUAGUUUUGCCCUCCUAUGAAGAAGCUGUACGACGUACCAAUUCAGGUGCCCGAAGCCCAAGGGGAGGAAACCUAAGGCAUUUAGACUACCGCCCAUUACCUAGUUUACCUCCAAACAUGCGGGGUAGAGACACAAGGAGUUUACACGAGCGUGAUAGUCGUAGAACAUCCACAAUUACAACGACAAGCACCAAUAGGGAUGCUCUGUCUGAAAAUAUCAACUUUGGUUCAAUAGACACUAUGAAUGUUAGUGACACUGGAACUGUGCACACUAUGAACACAGUCAGUGAUGCAUCUACAUCUGUUACUGUGGACACCAUGGACUCUAAUUUAUCUAACCCAUCUAUAGCCACCUCCAGGCGGGCAACAGCUGGCAGUAUGUCGUCCAAUGAUAGCUUAGCUAAUGAAGAUGCUCCCCUUUUAUCAGACACAGGCAGGGAAACUAGGAGUGGAGACCAGCAAUCUCAUACAGCAGAUGAACAAGAUAUAAAACUUGACUAAAUGCUACUGUCUUAGAAUGUCAUCAAGUUUGGUCUGUCUGUAUUGUCUUUAGAUACACUUAUGUAUAGACCCAGAGACACUGUAGCUUCUACUGAUAACAUUCACCAGUAACCAUGAAUGAACUACCAAAAACUAGCACCUUUCAAAUAAAACCUUUAUUUAGUUUUGACAUGACUACUUAAAAUGGUGCAAAGGGAUUUGGGUUACAAAGUAGCUGUACAUAGAAUUCAU
Molecule: messenger RNA, 2353 nt
Organism: Owenia fusiformis
Lineage: Eukaryota; Metazoa; Annelida; Polychaeta; Sabellida; Oweniidae
Source: the annotation of a GenBank genome assembly